AUGGCGCGUGAAGUGGGCUUGGAUGCAGCGAUCGAUAUGGAGGCAGCCGAGGAGCUUCUGCAGGAGCACGCGGCAGCCGUGAUCCCACAUCUUGAGCUUCGAGGCAUUGCCGGCGACGGCAACUGCCUCUUUCGUGCCGCGGCUUGUCAAGUUCCUGAAGGUGAGGAACACCACGUGGCACUGCGAGCCAUCUGCGCUGCCGGCGCUGCCGAUGCCUGGGAGCGCUACGCGCCAUACCUACAGCCUUGUGGUCGAGAGCAGGUGCUGGAAUGGUGCCGCAACAUGGCGCAAGAUCGUUUUUGGGGCGAUGGAUUGGCGUGCCGGGUGUUGACGGACUGUUUGAAGCGGCCCAUGAUCAUUUGGCGGCUCAUGGAGCCCGAACAGAGGCCUUCAUGCUUUGUGCCCGCCCUGGGCGUGGUGGGCGCACCGGUGCAACCUAUCUACCUCUUCUUGGAUGAGAGAGUUCGCGGAGCUGAGCACUACUGGGCCCUGGUUCGGGGCGAGCGGCCUUCUCAGCACAGUCCGUGGCAGGCACUGCAACCCGCCGCUGCGGGCGAUGGCCGCCGGGGGAGCUUCAGGCGACGUUGUUUGCCGGCCUCCUUCUUCGGGACUGCCAACCAACAAGCAUCAUCGGGGCCUUGGACGCGUCAUGGCUUGACGCAAGGUCAGAUGGAAGAGCUGCUGCUCAUGCAAGACCAAGGGGUGACUCCAGAAGAACUCGCUGCCAAGUUCUUUCCAGGACAAAAAGAAAAGUUGCGCUUGGUGCGCCGCUGGGGCUCCGUUGACAAGGAGCAAAUACGUGCAAAGGUUCAAGCAUACGUGGCGGCCAAGGCCGGGGCCCAAACUUCUGGGCGGGCCAUGGCGGCCGCCCAUCGCCUCCACCGGAGCCAGUGCCACGCAUUCCAGGCGGAACGGCCUCCCGCAGCAUCUUCUUGGCAAGAAGAACUUGGGAGACGAUUUUCCGUUGCAGGCCGCGUGGAGGCUGGCGCGCCCCCUGAGCAGCGCUCCAGCCAGAUGCCCUUAGCGCAGCAGUGCGGGCGGCGAUCGGCAAAGCGAACCUGCUCCUUGCAUUGGCGCGCUCAUGCUGCAGCUGCCGUUUCCUGCCCAUGCUCCAUCACAUGCGAUCCCGACCCAGCUCAUUUGGAGGCCUGUGCUUCGGCUGCUCAGAAGGCGGCCCAGGAAGAGCACACCGGCAAGCUCCAGGCGUACCUGACCCCGGACGCCAGCUACUGGGAGGCUUUCCGGGAUUUCGUGUGCGAGGGAGCCCUCGGCUGGGAUGACUUCUUCAUGCUUCUUCCUAAGGAAGAUGCCACACGGCUGGCGCCCCUCGACUUAAAGGUGGACUACAUCACACGGAGAGGCGGGCAAGCUUGCGUUACGGCCAAACAGAAGAAAUCCUUGGUGCGUGCAGUUUGGAAGCCUGUGGACGUCACGGAGCAGCUGCCCACGCCCGCUUCCCUCCGGGCUUUCGAUUUCCUCAUGGAGCACAACGACACCUACAGGACCUACGUGCUUCGACACCGUGAGCUACUUCGAGCCAAUGCAAAUUCCGGGAACGCCUGGCGCUAUGUUCCGACAGCUCAGCUCCUGUUGCAGAUGCCUGGCAUCGAAGUGGCUGCCCGACCUUGGCUUUACGUGAAGGCAAGCCUCGGCGACACCGACGUCUCCGAUCGGCUGAAGGCGUUAGGCAUCUUGAAGGCAUCGUCCAAUCCCAGCGCCAAGACUCAUUGGCUCCGCAAGGUGCUUUCCCGCAAUGUGGAUUUUGUGAAGGACUACCCUUUGCAGGCUCUGUUGCACGAUGUGACCAUGGCUAGAACCAUCACUGCGGUGGUGGCUGUGGCUGAGAAGCAGAAGAUCUCGCGGGACGAGGCUGCUGCGGACAUGCCGCAGUUCGAGCAGUACUGGCAUCAUCAAGCUCAGAAGUUGGAAGACGUGUGCCGCCAAGCCGGGAAGUUUCCCAAUCUCUUCUUCACGAUUGCUCCCGCCGAAUGGAGGUUCCCGCUACACGCCGGCAUGUUCAGCAAAGAGGACCAAGAAGAUCUCAGUCAGUGCCAAGCCUGGCUGACCAUGCACAUGCACAACUGCAUUGCGGCCGUUUUGGACGCGGUGCUGUGGAAGAACAAGGCCCAGGCUGCCGAGCUGGGGAUUGCCGAGAUCGAGCACUACACGUAUCGGUUCGAGUUCCAAGGAAGAGGGACCAUUCAUGUGCAUGCGGUAGCGUGGGUCAAGUACAACCCCGGGGUCUGUGUGGAGGAGCUGAGCGGCCGCAGUGGCGCGAGAGGCCAAACGAGUCCGUUGGUGCGCCUCCUGGAGGAGGUCUUUGAUUGCGGCGCUGUCGAUGUACAGUGCGGGCAAUCCGAGCACAACCUGCUUCGUUACGUGGCCGGCUACGUGGCCAAAGCCUCUGAUUCUUUGCGCUUUCAGAAGGGAGAUGAGGGCAGAGGCGCGCCUGCCGAGACUUCCCGGUGGCGGCAGGUCUGCCGCUUGCUUUGCAAGCGUUCCCCUCUGGAGCAGGAGCUGGCCAUGUACUUCGCUGGGCUGCCGAUGGUCGAAACCUCCUUCACCGGCGACAGGAUGUAUCCUCCGAUUCCAGGGAGCACGGCCGUCAACAAGUACAGACAUGCCUACCUGGCCUAUCAAGAACGCCUCGUGGCAGCGCAUGAAGAGCACUGUCAAGUCCAGGAAGUCGCAGAAGAUGGUCGAGUUCUCCGGCUACGCAACUUUGUGGAGUGGUGCCGGCUUUUCCGGUUGCACCAGUAUGUCAAGACCGGGGAGAACAGCUGGUCCUAUGUGGUGCGCGAGCGCAAUGCUCGUGGUCGGGGCACUGGCAAGAAGUGUGCCAUUGCCAUGACGUGGCCCUUCGAGUUGCUGGACAUAUACUGCGGCGCUUACGCAGCUGCCUUUUUUUCCUCGCCUCGAAGCCGAGUUGUGCCUUCCUGCCGAUGA
Messenger RNA from Symbiodinium pilosum, 2946 nucleotides. The record is from the annotation of a GenBank genome assembly. NCBI's taxonomy places the organism in Eukaryota, Dinophyceae, Suessiales, Symbiodiniaceae.